Gasterosteus aculeatus aculeatus (three-spined stickleback) is the source of this 3380-nucleotide messenger RNA. NCBI's taxonomy places the organism in Eukaryota, Metazoa, Chordata, Actinopteri, Perciformes, Gasterosteidae. The record is from RefSeq and is a predicted model, not a curated record.
AAAACCACACCGGUGAGUAUUAUUUGCGUUGGCUUUAAAGGAUUGGCUCAGAGACACUUUGUGCACUGUGUGUGUGUUUCAGUGGCACAGGAGGGAAACUAAUCUGCAUGGUGGCGUCGAUGUAAGAGGAACGAAGUGGCUCAUAUCCCAAAACAUUCCGGAAUCAGGAACAUUUAUUGCCAAGAUAUGUUAGACAAACCAUGCCGUGAGAACAAAUCAUUGAGAUAUUGGUUCUUCAUCUGUGGCCUUCUUCUUUUUUUCACAUUUCUCACACACGUUCCUGGUGGGAUAAUUGUUUUUUUCGACACUCCGAUUCAAGAUGCGCCGCCGAAAUGUGUGUCUGUAUUUGCGUCUUAUGGUGAACCCGUGGUAAUAAUCCUGCAUCCUGUCGGGGGUCAAGGACUCCGCCGGCCUCUGCUCGGGCCCCUGCAACAGAGGGACGCUUGUGAAACACGAGGGGCCCGGCGGGGAAGAUCACAGCCACGGCCGCCGGCCUGGGAAUGCUGUCGCUCUGCAUCAGAGCCGCGUGAGAGAGAGAGAGAGAGAGAGAGGGAGAACACACCUAUGUCAGACACGCCUCUGCAGACGCAUGCUGGUGUGCACUCUGCAGCAGAGUCGACGCCGCUGAGUCUGGGCCCCGUGAGGAGCGUGAGUGUUUUUAAGAUCAUCGUUGGCGUGCGUCAAGGCGGCCCAAGGGAGGACCCGACCCUGCCCUAUGGCUGCAGGCCCUCGCCUUUGUUCUUCACCCGUACAGACAUAAUUACAAGCCUCAAGGAGCCUCCUCUCUCCUUGCGUUCUCUCGCGCUCUCUGCCUCAUGCACUCGAUGCCCACACCUUUUCAUCCCACGCGUUCUUUGACCGAUACUCACGUCCAGGACUCAGUCCUCGGCAGCAGCGCCGCGACGCCCAUAUAGGCCUCUGAUUCCUCCAAGCGUUUGUGUUCACCUUCAUCAUUUGGCCUCCCUGAUCCCAUUCAUCCGUCAACGGGUUUGACUCUCGGUGAGCAGCCACAAAGGUUGUUCUCUCCCUGCAGCGACAUCUGCGUAAGUCAAAUGCAUCGCCACGUUCGUCCCAACACCAACGCCGCUGCUGCACAUUCUCAGUAGGCACAGCGUUGCAUUCUAUGUGUGCAACUCUGGCCCACCAGAGGAAAAUAGCUUCUCUGCGCAGCCUCUGUUUUUGUUUCUCCAGAAUAAUAAUUUGUGGCAGUGUUGUGGCGGGCCGCGGGGCCGAGGCCUGCAGGGAGUCGGGAGUCGGUCCAGCCUCCGGCGGCCGUUCUGCAGGGUGAAGGACGUGACCAAAAUGACAGGGUUGUCCAGCAGCUGAGCACCACGCUCAACCCACCAGUCCCACCAACUCAUAUCAUCAUGCUUAAUUUCACUGCAGCUCACAUCUGACUCAAUCUGUUAGAAACAUAUUCGGCUGCAUAUUAGUUAGUUUUCAAAUAUAUCAGAAUUCUAUUUCUGAGUGAUUUUGGAGUAAAUUUAGUGGCAUGGAGGAAAAUGAUGAUCGAAGCAAUUACAGAUGUGUAUACAAUUCAAAUAAUAACAUGUUUCAAAUAUAGGCCUACUGUGUGACUAUUUACGUGAUUGAACAUAUGUUUAAUACAGAGAAUAAAACUUAUUUAACUUUAGAAGCAAAACUCCCAAAUGUCAUUUUAUGUUUAUAUAUUUUAUAAGGUGAAUGUCUCAAACUUUGUGAUUGGAUUAUAAACUCAUUAUUAGCCGAUGCACCUGUCAAUGUGUAAUUAUCGAUCUCGAACCUGAUCUAAAUUCCACCAAUAGAAAAUGGAACAUUUGAUCUGAGAAGUAUAAGAAACCUAGAAGCUUUAUAGUAAUUGCCUCCUAAAGCAUGCACGUUUUGCAGGAUAAAAUCCUACGUCUGAGCUUUAACAUUUUUUUAUCCAUGUGUUUAUUAUGUAUCUGGCAUCCUGACGCGGGCUGUUUUUCAUGAUGUUCAGAGGAGGAGGUCCCUGCAGGCCGCAGAGCUGCACCCUGGAUCACAUGUUAAUAGCGUUUAAUGGCGGAGCUCCAGUGACAGCUGGCUGCCGAACACCAAUCAGAGGGCUCGCAGAUGGAGGGCAGUCAGACCGAGGCUCUGCAGGCACGACGUGUUGAAGAACCACGCCGGCGCCUCCAAAGAUGUCAACGGGAUCCCUCUCGCUUUCCGUCCACCGUGUCGCCUCCUAAACUGCUGUGAACAUGCACGCCGUGACUCAUCUCAGCGGGACACUUUUCUUCACGAGCAACGCGUCCGACGCAGGUUGGGAUUCGUUCCCGGUUUUCCCGCAGCGCGCGUGAGCGCCUCUUCGCGUCACAGCUAAUGAUGUCUAUGGGUUUGAUGCCGGACUCUCGGAACGCCUCGGAUCCCUCCAAAUCGGCCUUUCUCGAAUUUGGCCACGGACAUCCGGCCCACCAGCAGCUCUCCCCCGGACUCUCUCACGUUUACCCGGUCCACGGCCUGCAUGCGUCCGGCCACUCCCAGCACCAAAGUCCCUUUCCCGGCGGCGCGUCCUACGGCCGCUCGCGGGGCUACGCCUACCCCGACGCGGCGAACCCUCACCCCCCGUCGGCCUACGCGUCCUACCAGCACCGCGAUCCCAGCAGCCACAGCAGGUCGGAGCACGCAGACCUGGAGAAGCCCGCGGCGGCUGACAGCCGGGACUUUCGUCCGAAUGGAAGGGGGAAAAAAACCCGGAAGCCCAGGACCAUCUACUCCAGUCUGCAGCUGCAGGCCCUGCACCAGCGCUUCCAGCAGACCCAGUACCUGGCCUUACCGGAGCGCGCGGACCUGGCGGCCAAACUGGGACUCACCCAGACUCAGGUGAAAAUAUGGUUUCAGAACAAGCGCUCCAAGUACAAGAAGAUAACGAAGCGAGGCAGCGGGUCGGAGGGAGAACAUCUCCACAGCACCAGCUCCAUCUCCCCCUGCUCACCCGGGAUGCCCGAGCUGUGGGACAAAGGAGCCCAAAUGCCCCAGAACAAUUACAUGAACGGUUUUGGCCACUGGUAUCCAAACCCCCACCACCCCCACCCGGACGCGACGCCCAGGCCUCACAUGAUGUGAGCGCGUCCCCCACAGCCUGUUGGGUUCAUCGGGUGUGCGUCUCCCCUCAGAACUCUAUUGUUGUUCGGAUGUGUCUUUUAAGAGAACUUGUGUAUAUUCUUUGUAUUUAGCGCGCCUUUUAAAUUCAGUUUUCACAGCAAACUUGACAAGACACCAAAUAUAUUUGUAGAUUUGUUAUAUAUGCAACUUCUGGUGCACGGCAUCAACUCUGUGCAAUGCGUGUUUUUAAAGAAUGUGGAUCGCAUUGGUCUUCCAACAAAUGCUGAGAGCAUUAUGUGAAUAAAUCGCCUUGGGAUUAAUAUUGUUUUCAUGAA